GGCCCGGGCAGGACAGAAGACAGACGGACAGGAGGUCUGAACUUCGAAACAGCGAGGCCCCAGCACACCCCUCGGCAGCCCAGCCAUGGCCCUGCUGAACAUCAAUGAGCUGCCCGAGAACAUCCUCCUGGAGGUCUUCGUCCACCUGCCCGCCCGCCAGCUGCUGCUGUGCUGUCGCCCUGUCUGCAGCAUGUGGCGGGACCUCACUGAUGUGGUGACCCUGUGGAAGCGCAAGUGCCUGCGGGAAGGCUUCAUCACCAAGGAAGGGGACCAGACAGUGGCUGACUGGAAAAUUUUCUACUUCCUCCACAGCCUCCACCGCAACCUCCUGCAGAAUCCGUGUGCCGAAGAGGGCCUGAACUCAUGGCAGAUUGACAAAAAUGGAGGGCAUGAAUGGAAGGUGGAGACACUCCCCGGAGACUUUGGAGAGAACUUUCCCCACAGUGGAGUCACGAAAUACUUUGUCACAUCUUUUUGGAUGUGCCUCAAGUCGCAGCUGGUGGACCUCAAAGCCAAUGGCUACUGGGAUGAGCUGCUGGACCACUACCGGCCGGACAUCGUGGUGAAGGACUGGUUCGCACCCCGAGGUGAUUGUGGCUCCACCUACCUCCUUAGUGUGCGUCUGAUUUCAGCAGAAUUCAUCACCCUGGCAUCCUUUGAGCCUCCACCUGUGACAUUUCCCCAGUGGAAUGACGCUAGUUGGAGGGAGGUCUCCCAUACAUUCUCGGACUACCCUCCCGGUGUGCGCUACAUCUUCUUCCAGCACGGGGGCCACGACACCCAGGGCUGGGCAGGCUGGUACGGGCCCCGCAUCACCAACAGCAGUGUCACAGUCAGCCCCACCAGAAGGACCCCAAAUCCAGCCCCUGAGGGCACAGCUUAAUCCUGUCUGGUCCCCACAGGGGGCCCGGUCAAGGCUCAUGCAAGCCCACAGCCCAUUGGGACUUUCUUGUGCUGUAAUAAACAUUUUCAGUAAAA
Molecule: messenger RNA, 978 nt
Organism: Suncus etruscus (white-toothed pygmy shrew)
Lineage: Eukaryota; Metazoa; Chordata; Mammalia; Eulipotyphla; Soricidae
Product: F-box only protein 6-like
Exons: 6
Coding region: 86-883 (265 amino acids)
Biological process (GO): glycoprotein catabolic process; SCF-dependent proteasomal ubiquitin-dependent protein catabolic process
Cellular component (GO): cytoplasm; endoplasmic reticulum quality control compartment; SCF ubiquitin ligase complex
Molecular function (GO): protein binding; ubiquitin protein ligase activity
Source: RefSeq, a predicted model, not a curated record